Molecule: messenger RNA, 579 nt
Organism: Knipowitschia caucasica
Lineage: Eukaryota; Metazoa; Chordata; Actinopteri; Gobiiformes; Gobiidae
Source: the annotation of a GenBank genome assembly
AUGCGUUCAGAGGCCUGUGGAUUGCGGUCUGUGGAUGCGGUCAAGCCUGUGGGUGCGGUCAGAGCUGUGAUGCGGUCAGAGCCUGUGGCGCGGUCAGACCAGCCUGUGGAUGUGCGGUCAGAGUCUGUGGGUGCGGUCAGAGUCUGUGAUACGGUCCAGAGCCUGUGGAUGCCGGUCAGAGGCCUGUGGGUGUACGGUCCCAAGUCUGUGAUGCGGUCAGAGUCUGUGGAUGCGGUCAUAGAGCCUGUGAUGCGGUCAGAGCCCUGUGAUGCGGUCAAAGAGCCCUGGUGGAUGCGGUCAGAGGUCUGUGGGGUGGCGUCAGAGCCCUGUGGAUUGGCGGUCAGAGCCUGUGGAUGCGGGCGAGAGUCUGGGAAUGCGUCAGAGCCUUGUGGAUGCGGUCAAGAGCUGUGGUGCGGUCAGAGCCUGUGGGUGCGGUCCGACCUGUGGGGUGCGGUCAGAAGCUGUGGAUGCGGUCAGAGCUCGGUCAGAGUCUGUGGAUGUGUUGGGCCACUCACCUUGCGGCACUCCCUGCUGAGCUCUUGUUGGCAGCACUCCGACAGUCAGGCUGCAGUGUGUUGA